Miscanthus lutarioriparius is the source of this 480-nucleotide messenger RNA. Lineage: Eukaryota; Viridiplantae; Streptophyta; Magnoliopsida; Poales; Poaceae. The record is from the annotation of a GenBank genome assembly.
AUGACGGAUUUUCACCUGACGGCUUUGCUCCUCUGGCUCGGUGACGCUUUUCUGAUCAUCGCCAUAGUCGCCGUCUGCUGCUGCUACUACGGUCGGCGACGCCGGGACUGGGAGGAGGUCAACGACGACCGGCGGCAUCAAGAGGCAGCGGCAGCAUCCCACGCGCAACCGGCGCCGACGGCGGCCGCGGUGCAGAUGGCGGCCAUGGCUGUGGCCCUGCUGGACCACGUCACGCACCCACGCCAGAACGUCGGCGAUGCCGGCGGCGGCGGUGGCGGCGAUGAUCAUCCGGCGGCGGCGGAGGAGUGCGCGAUCUGCUUGGGCCAGUUCGAGGACGGCGACCGGUGCAGCGUCAUGCCCGGCUGCCGCCACGAGUUCCACAUGAGCUGCAUUGCCAAGUGGCUCAUGGCGUGUAACAACACCUGCCCGUUGUGUAGGGCUCAGCUGCAAUGGGACGAUGUUGCUCAUGACAUGGUGUAG